AAUUGUAAAGUGAAAAAGUUCAGCUCAUAUGUGUUUUUUUUCUAUAUGUAAACACAGCAUCUUAAAAUAUAACUCAAAAUCCUAAAUUUGUUUAUUAUAACUGUAAAUGAGAAAUUAAUCGAAGGCAUUUUUUGACAACAAAUCGGUUAGUUAGUUAGAGAAUUUUAUGAGGCAAAAGGAGAAAAAAAAACAAAGCAUCAACAGAAGUCAAAAGCUAUUCUGGAUUUGCCUUUGCUCUCGAGUGUUAUUAUUACCACACGGUUUCGUUUAUGAGUUUUAAGAAGUUUUUUUUUUCUUAAUUCUUCUUCACAAACAAACAAAAAACUCUGUUUUUUCUCUUCUUCUUUUGUUUCUUUCUUUACAUUAUUAUGUCUCUCCCGCCUAAAAACUCGUCUGUGUUUCAAGAGGAGAAAACAGAGAGAUUCAAAAACAGAGAACCUCUCAUUAGAUUUAAGAAAAUCAUGGAAAUGGUGAAAGCGGGUGAGCGAGAACAAGAAAGCUACAAGUCUAAAUUGUUAGAUUUAGAGACCGUGAAGAAGAAGAACUCAUCUUCAAGGCAUUUCAAGAGAUGGAACUCAGAUUCCGCCUUGAGAAUUGAAGAUCCAGACAUUGAUGAUGGCACUGUGUUCAGGAAAACGGCGACCUCAAGCAUCCAACCAAUUCUACCGCUUCGACCGCCUCUUGUUAAGGAUGAGGCACCUCAGCCGCGUGAAGCAACUGAUGAAGAAUUACAGCAAGAUUCAGAGAAGGAGCAGAUGAAAGAUAAGUUUGCGAAAUUGCUUUUAGGAGAAGACAUGUCAGGAGGAAGCAAAGGUGUUUCGUCAGCUUUGGCAUUAUCAAACGCAAUCACAAAUCUUUCUGCUUCUGCGUUUGGAGAACUACGGCGUUUAGAGCCAAUAUCCGAGGAUAGAAAAGAACGAUGGAGAAGAGAAAUCGGAUGGCUUCUCUCUGUUACUGAUCAUAUAGUUGAAUUCUCUCCAACACACCAUACUAACGAGGAUGGAUCUUCCAUGGAGGUAAUGACUACAAAACAAAGAACAGAUCUUGUCUCCAACAUUCCUGCUCUUAAGAAACUCGACGAAAUGCUCCUCGAUUGUCUUGAUAAAUAUAAAGAACAGGAUGAGUUUUACUACGUCACACCAGGUUCUCCGGAAUCUGAAAACAGUAACUCGACCAGGAACGAUGAUAAAUGGUGGCUUCCGAUUGUUAAAGUUCCACCUAAAGGCUUAUCUGAAACGUUGAAAAGAUUUCUACUGAGUCAGAAAGAGUGUGUGAGCCAAGUGCUUAAUUCCGCAAUGGCCAUAAACUCUCAAGUUCUUACUGAAAUGGAGAUCCCUGAGAGCUACAUCGACUCACUUCCUAAGAAAGGGAGAGCUAGUCUUGGAGACAUGAUCUAUAGAAUGAUAACAUUAGAGAUGUUUGAUGCAGAGCAGUUCCUUCAUGAAAUGGAUUUAUCAUCGGAGCACAAGAUUCUUGAUUUAAAGAACAAAUUCGAAGCUUCGGUUGUGAUAUGGCAGAGAAAGAUAGUGCAGAUAGACAACAAGUCAUCGUCUCCAUGGAGUACGAAUUUGAGCAUGGAUAAGAGACAACAGUUAGAAGAAAGAGCAGCAACCAUUUUGCAACUUAUUAAACAAGAAUUCCCAGGGAUCUCUCAAUCUACACUUGACAUUAGCAAGAUUCAAUUCAACAAAGAUAUAGGUUUAGCUAUAGUGGAGAGUUACUCGAGAAUUCUUGAGAGCUUGGCGCACACGAUAAUGUCAAGAAUAGAAGAUGUUCUUGAAGCUGAUCAGCUAACACAAAACCCUGAACUCGCGGUUUGUAAGAGACAUAUGGUGAAGGAAACAGAGAGUCCAGAGAAGGAAGAAGAACCAAACUUUUGUCUUUUAGAGGAGAGACCGAAAAAGCAGAAGCCUACCAUUUCACUAUCUGAGGUAAUGCAAUGGAAUAUCGAAACCAAUGAACCGAAGAAAGAAAAGAGCGAUGCACCGAUAAAAGAUUCAGGCAAGAAACUGUUGACCAGAGUGUCAAGCAUGAUCAUGGCUAACAACAAGAAGCCUACUUCUUAUCUUGAAUCUCUUGGAACCACAAGAAGUCCAACCGCGGGGCGAUACUCUUGAAAAAAAAAAGAUUUCUUUUGUAAAAUUAGGGGAAGAAAAAACGUUUCAAAUGUAACUGAUAAACAGAAUAUACAUAAAAUCACUUAAAGGGUUUGAAGUAUUGAGAAAUGUUGAUGAGUUUUAGAAGGAAGAAGAGAAGGUAACAUGAAUAUAAAUCAGAGCUUGCCACGAGGACCGAGCUUAGGGUUCUCCUGAGGACCUCUCUUGAUGGGAAGAACCUCGCCGGUGGAGGUAGCGCUGACAUAAGUAAGCAAA
Arabidopsis lyrata subsp. lyrata is the source of this 2372-nucleotide messenger RNA. Its product is annotated as rop guanine nucleotide exchange factor 13. The coding region runs from base 369 to 2117 and encodes 582 amino acids. The transcript has 6 exons. The record is from RefSeq and is a predicted model, not a curated record. Lineage: Eukaryota; Viridiplantae; Streptophyta; Magnoliopsida; Brassicales; Brassicaceae. Gene Ontology annotation, molecular function: guanyl-nucleotide exchange factor activity.